AUGAAGACCCCAUGCCCAUUCCUGUUCAGAACAUCUCGAACCCCCCCUCGGGGCUCAGUGGUCCGUGCCAUGCCAAUUUACUGGAAUCCUGAACACAUGAAUGAAGUUGCUAAGAGAUGUCCGACCCACGUGGCGAACAGCAAGAACGAGCACCCCUCCCAGGUGAGGCACCUGCUGACCUCAGAACAUCGAGAGGCCAGACACAUGGAGGACCCCCUCACGAAGAGACUCAGUGUCAUCAUACCUCACGAAGAACCGCAAGUUGGUUCUCUGUGGGUGACGUCAUUAUUCCAGUUUAUGUGCUACAGCUCCUGUCAUGGAGGGUACAACAGAAGGCCUCUACACGUCAUAUUCACGUUGGAGCAUGACAAUCAGGUGCUAGGAAGGCAGGUGAUAAAGGUGAGGUUGUGUGCAUGUCCUGGCAGAGAUUGGGACAAUGAAGCCAAUCCAAGAGGGAAGAAGAAGAGAAAUAGCAACGUUACAAGUUUCACCACAGACAAAAGCGAAAAACUUGAACAACUAGAGUCGAAUUCCAAAGCGAAACCAGUCAUCAUAGUCAGUCAGAAUCGGAAAAGGAAGAUAGGCAGCAGUACUUUCAACAGCAGCAGCAGCAGCAACGUCAGUAACUUCAUGCUCGAGACUUUGAUCAGCAACUCUAACGAAGAGUACGUUGAUGAAAUUGCACAGAGGAUGAAUCCUGACGAUGACCUAUCUUCAUCCAAGAAAAACUUCAUGUGUUCAAAUGAAACGGAUGUAUACACCCUCAGGGUUGUUGGUCGAUUGAACUUUGAAAUACUUCGAAAGUUAAGAGAUUCCUUGCACGUUGUGAGUCGGCUGCCAGUCGAUGUCUUAGACAAGUAUGCGUUCGUCGAUGGCUCAGAAAACGAUUCAGAAAGUCUGUCAGUUGAAACGAAGCCAAAAGCGCAGUGCAAGCCGAAAAUUAAGAUGGAUCCAACGCAGUCGUUGAAUAUUCAUUCAAAUAACGCAACCAGCAACAACCAGCAACAACAACAAUGCUCCCAGCAACAGCAAAACUGCUUCCAAGAGACCAGCAACAAAUUCCAGAUGCGUCAUCAGAUCGUCAUACAACAACUAGCGGCCAGUGAUCAGUCCGACGGCAAACUGUUGAACGAUUAUUCCAUUCAAUGUUGA
Molecule: messenger RNA, 1152 nt
Organism: Helobdella robusta
Lineage: Eukaryota; Metazoa; Annelida; Clitellata; Rhynchobdellida; Glossiphoniidae
Exons: 7
Coding region: 1-1152 (383 amino acids)
Biological process (GO): apoptotic process; protein tetramerization; regulation of transcription by RNA polymerase II
Cellular component (GO): nucleus
Molecular function (GO): RNA polymerase II cis-regulatory region sequence-specific DNA binding; DNA-binding transcription factor activity, RNA polymerase II-specific
Source: RefSeq, a predicted model, not a curated record